GAGUACAGUGUGCGUGCAGCUAGCUCGCGCGCCCCGGACUGACUAGCGGGAGCGAGAGAGAGAGAGAGAGUUAACGCACUGCACCGCCGGGCACAGUGUAUACACCGUGUGCGCGCCGCGCUGCGGAAGGAAGGGGCCCUGGUACACCUCUUAACUCCUGGUGCCAGUAGCAGUGACGAGUGCCGUUUUUCACGCUCUCUCUGUCUCUGUCCUCCCCCCCCCUCCCCGACACCACAGCCACCAUCAACAGUAGUGGACGUUGUAUACGUGUGUAGUACACGAAACAGCGUCGCGCAGUCAGUGUUUUCCUCGCGCCAGCGCGUUUGUUUGUUGUUUUUCGCCGAAAAACUACUCCGUGUCGCUCGUGUUCGAGUUGUCAGUGCGCUGAGGCAACGCGAUCGUCAUCCGCGUUGCAUACAACGUGCCCCGGACCAACAGGAGACCUCGUCGACGAGGAGAAACUAACCUCGAACAAGGUCGUCACAUCCGCAUCCAACGAGACGUCCAACGAGACAGCCGCUACUCCCGUGUCUAACAGCCGAGACUAGGCCGUAUAAGUUACAGUCUCUCAUAGCGGCGGCGGCGGCAUCGCGCGCGCAAGGGUGAAAAGCAGUGCGCCCGAGAUAUAGAGAGGGCAGAGUGGAAGAAAAAAAAAACAAACUAAAAACGCUCGCCGCGAGGUGGCCUGUAUGGGCGCUGCGCUCGCCGGAAAGAGAGAAAAACGCGCCUGCACACGCACAACGUAUACGCACAGUGUGCUGCUGCACGGAUAGCGAGUCUCUCUCGCUCACUUUGUCUGCCUGCCGAGCGAGAAAUUUCGCAUCGCGCGCGCGCGGCGGCGGCGGCGGCCUAGUAGAGAGAGAGCGUGCGAGGAAAAGGGUUAAAAAGCGCGCGUGUGUGACAGGUGCGAGAGGAUCGAUCUCUCAUCGAGUCUCGCCGAAGACGGAGAGCCAAGCAUAUACAGUGUGCUCAGGUAGGGGCUAUACAGCGAGCAGCGCGAGAGAGUUCACAGCUUUUUCUCUCUCUCCCCCCACCACCGAGGGCAGCUGCCGAGAGACAGAGAGAGAGAGAGAGAGAGAACGAGUCUGGCAAGCUUCGGCGUGUCUCCGCGGAGCUAUCGGUGCCCAUUGCACGCAGCUACGGAGCACCGAGUGCGGCGCUGCGAUCGCCUGGCUGGCUGGCUGCCUGCGAAGGAAACGCGCCAAGCUACUCUCUGCGUCCGUGUGUGACGAUGGCUCAGCCAGCAGCAGUAUAGCAGCGUGCUAGUGUGAGUGAAAGAGAGAGAGAGAGAGCGCGCGCGCUAUAUCGCUCUCCGACGACGUCGUUUUUCUGGUGAUGCGCCGGCGAGCUGCGGACCCCGAACUUCCCUCCGUCGUCAUAGCUCCAGCUUCGCGUCGCGCGUGUUCCAAGUGUGCAUAACAAACGUGCGCGCGUGUGUGUGUGUGCAAAGUCCCAAGUGCAGUGAAGAGAGAGAGAGAGAGAGCAGCAGCAGCAGCGAGAGAGGACACAAGGCGCCAUCGAUGUCGGCCGAGUCCGGCGCUGUCGCGCGGUCGCCGCAGCCCCCGCUGCGUCUCCGUCGAUGCUGCUGGAGCAUCCAGCACCUGGUCUGCCUCGAAGCCGUACUAAGCAGCAGCAGCAGCGACCUGUAGACGGCGGCGCAUAGCCAGUGCCAGCCGCAAGCAGAGCAGCAGCCGAGGCUGCGCAACGCCGCCGCAGCAGCAGCGCCAGCGCCAGCAGCCCCCUGCACCCGAGAAAGAACAUGGCCCUGCAGCAGAGCCCCGCUAAUCAGCAGCAGGCCGCCAAGGACCCCGUCAGCUACGAGCGGCUGCGCGAGGCCUUUAUUAGGGACCUGCAUCACUUCCACGACACAAGAGGGACACCGUUCAAAAAAUGUCCAAGGAUAGACGGAAAGGAGGUGGAUCUCUACAAGCUCUACACAGUUGUUACAGCUCGAGGUGGAUGGAUACAGGUGAACAACAAGAAUGAGUGGGUGUGGCUCUGCGAGGAGUUCCAUCUGCCCAGCGGCUGCGUCAAUAGCGGCGUCGGCCUCAAACAAAUUUAUCUUCGAUACCUGGACAGAUACGAGAAGGUACACUUCCUGGGCGAAGACGGUCACCAAGGCGACGACGAUGACGAGGACUCGAGGCAUAGAAAGUGGAAUGCCAGGUCCCUUCAUUCCGUACCGCUGACCUACAAUCAUCAUCAGCACAACGUUGCAGAAUCGCUGCGAGAGUACAACGGACUGUCGUCGGAUCUCUACAAGCCGUCCAACUACGACAAGCUCGCGCUCUCGUUGCUUUCGCCUCUGCCGAACGAGCAGGACUUCGCCAUCAACGUCUGCACUUUCCUGUCGAACGAGGGAAAGCACGCAUUGAGGCUAGACAAGUAUCCGCGACUCAUCAACCACCUGCUCGCUCACGCGGGCAUUUUCGACUCACCCGGUACGAGGCAGCUCUUCAUUGAGGUCUACUCCCGGGUACGCAACUACUCCAUCAACUCGUUCUGGCCGGAUGUGCUCGACGCCCAGGAUGUCCUGGAUCUCACCGACGAGAGGAUCUUUAUCAAGAAGCCCAUCACCGCCAACAGCCAGAGGUUUAUCAGGAGGAGGCAGGAGAAGGAGAGACAGAGGAAUCAACAGAGUGACGUUGUCACGUUGGACGAUGCACCCUGUCCCAUGGAUAUCGAUAAUGGCCCGCUCGAGUGCGACAGGCUAGAAAACGGUAUCGAGAUCCUGGAGGAACGACUCAACCCGCACCUCAUCGACGAGAACUCGACCUCGUCCAACACCUCUUCCAUGUUCAAGGAUCAGAAUCAAAACUCGAUAAAGUUCGAGGACGACGAUAAGGACCUGUUCUGCGUGGGCAGGACCCUUGGCACCCAGGACCCCUACGGCCAGCGCGUCCUCCAGAUCGCCUCGAUCCUACGCAACCUCAGCUUCACGCCCGAGAACGCUGCGGUGCUGGGCAGGUCGCGCUCCUUCCUCAGAUUCGUUCUGCUCUGCGUGCGUGCUAGGUGGUGUAAUCUUCACCAGCUCGGAUUCGACAUCCUUGGCAACAUUGCCAAUGAAAUAAUCCUCAAGGAUGCCGGUGAGAGGCUGACCAGCGUUAUACUAUCGAGCGUCGCGAAAGGCAUCGACUCGCCCGACAGAUUCAUCGUAAUCAGCUGCCUGGAGAUACUCAACAAAGUCAGCCAGCAGGAUCUCAACGAAGAGACGCUAACCUUCGGUUUAGAUGACAGCGUCUACGAACUCAUUUGCAGAUUCUUAGCUCUGAGUGACAUAGCAUUGCUUGUCUACACCCUCGAGUGUCUCUACGCGCUAACGUCUCUGGGAGAGCGCCCCUGUACGAGUGUAGCGCGAGUGCGCGGCGCCAUCGAUACCCUUGUGGCUCUCGUGACCGUCGAAGCCCAGAGCUACGGUCCAAAGGCCUGCAUACUUAUGCGCGUCGUUGAAACCGUCUCCUCAGUACCUGCCAGCCAGCAGCAGCAGCAGCAGCAGCAGCAGAGUCCACAAGUGGCUCAGCAAUCGUCGCCGUCCCAACAGCAGCAAUCGCAAACCAUAAGCGCAGCCGCUGCAGCAGCUGCUUCGAGUUCGGUGCACCAUCACGUGAGCACCGCCCCAUCGCAAGGCGCACCCAUGGCCACGAGUGUUAGUGAACCCACUGGUCCCGAUGGACAGGUUGGUAGUACUGGCAGUCCCAGUGGUAGUGGCCAAGUGACGGAAGUUGUGGCGGUAAGAUUGGCGCCGCACCAGAUGCAACAGGUCAAGCAGCAACAAACAGUGCAGACUGUACAAGCAGCCCAGGUGGCUCAGGUGCAGGCACAGUCGCACACGCAACAAGCACAAGCACAGUCGGCCCAACCGAUACAGGCGACGCCGACGAAAGCGAAUGCCGCCGGUGGAUCGUCCAGACCAAGUACUCCCAAAGCUGCUGCAGCAAAAGCAGCUGCAAAUUCGUUGCAACAGCAACACACUCAUCAGCAGAUUAUCCAGGAAAACGAGCAGUUCGCUCUUGGUUGGCUAAAGGCCACCUUUGAACUCUCUCCUGGCGUGAAAAUAGAGCAAGAAGAGUUGUACAAAAAAUACCUUGGUUGUUGCACAAAGAUUGGAAGAAGAGGUGUAAUUGCUCCCCUACAUUUUCCACGAUGUGUCAGGUCCGUUUUUGGAGGAACGAUCGGACCAAAUCCUAUCAAAGGCGAAAACACUGGCACAUUGUACUACGAAGGCAUUCGAGUACGUGCAAAUCCCGGUCAAGUGACAUAUCCACUUAAAGGUGUGACCCGUCCCAACGUAACAGGGGCCCAAGCAGCUGAGAACGCGUCCGGCAACGUCGUUACUAUCGUAGGCGGCACUAGCAACGUCAAUUCAGCAAAGGUGCAGCAACAGCGUAACGAUAGCACGCCGAUACAAGUCACGCCGUCCUCCCCAAUCCUUAAAGCUCAACUAUCCGCUCCACCGAAACCUUCAGUACAUCCUGAUAGUCCAUUAUCUAUAGCCCCAAGCUCCGCCGCAACUGGCAAUAUUUUCCCAAUCGAGCCCAGAAGUCAGGUCUCUGUUGCACAUCCUCAUCUCAGCCAGGCACUUUUGGCAAGUGGAGCUCAGCAACAGGCAGGCCAGCAGCAACAAGCUCAGCAAGUGCAGGUGAUCGUAAAGGAUGACGGCCGGGGAGGCACCACUUCAAGUUCCAUCAUCAAAAGCCUACUGGCUACCAAGGUAACGGUCGCUGGCGAGUGCAUGCAAGCCGUCGCCGUCGCGACUUCUUCCUCUUGUGUGUCCGCUGUGCCGGCAAUAACAAACGCCACAGGCGUAGUAUCCAGCAUCAGUGCCAACCAGCUAAUAACAAGCAACCAGGUUGCUCAACGUCAACAACAGCAACAGCAGCAGCGUCAACAGCAAAUGCAACAGACACCAGGUGCGACUAUUGGAACGAAAACAAUUAUCAAUGCCAAAGGCAAACCUACCAUCGUCGCUGUCAAGAAAGUACAGAGGCUCAAUGGCGCCAAAGUGAUCGUUGCCAACAAUGGCGAAAAGCCUGAAGCAAUGGACACAGAUAAUGGUCUACACGCGACAUCAAAUCAGCAAACACAGUUGGCAAUAGCAAGUAUUGUUCCACCCACCAGCAUAGACUCAUCGAACCACGUAACCGGAGUUAUGCGCGUAUAUCGAGGUCCGGCCACUCAACAAGUAACGUUGACCACUGCUAGUUCCACAACAGGAUCUGGCAAACAAUCGAACCAACAAUUGCGAAACGUGUGCACACCGAUAGUCGAAGACUCGGAUUCAACUAACAAUUCGUUGGCUUCAUCGAGCGGAAUUGGUGGCAGUCGCGAUUGUUCUGGUGUGGGAGCCGAAGAAGAAAACUCCCUUACCAGUUUCGAAGGUAUUCUGCUCAAUGGUGCGCCAAGUAACCUCGAUAUCGAUGCUCAAGACGACGGUUCAUCAAAGGACUCGUCAAGCGUUGGCUCAAAGGAGAAACCCUCGCAAAGUAUGAUGCUGGCUGAUCUGCUUGAGCGAAAGGUUGAGAAGGAACCGAUCAUGAAUGGUGUUUUAGGGAAAAAGGAUCUCGUCGAGAAUCAUAUUAAGAAGGUAAGGGUACUAAAAGAAUCUCCGGGAGAUGUGAAGAUCAAAGCUGAGGUGUCUGAAGACGCAUUGAUUGAGGCACCAGCUCGCUUAGGUAUUAAACGAAGUGGAAGUACACUAACUAACGAAGCUGAUGAAUCAUGUGAUGCCAAGAAACCCAAGUAUUCGAAUGGUACAACAUCGCCCGAUCCCGCCGUAGUUGACUCGACUACGCUAUCAAGCAUCAAAUCUGAAGAACAAGAUGAUGAAAAAGAAGAGAAGGUUACAGUUUCAUCAACCGCAGCAAAUUUAUAUGCAGCGCUUGCUGCAGAUAUUAUUGACGACGAAACGGAUUUGGAAGAACCCUCAGUGAAAGAGGAAAUAAAACCUGUGGUCAAAGAAGAAAUAAAAGCGGAACCAUCGACACCUGUUGCAGUAAAACAAGUUGCUGUAAGUCAAGAACAACUACAGCCCGUUCAGCAGCAAGUUCAAGUACAGACCCAAGUACAGCCAGUCCAGGUUCAAACGGUAGCUCAAGCCCAACCGCAGCAGCACCACCCAACACAUCAAACUAUUGCAAUCACGCAACAGCAGCUUCAGCAACAACUACAACAGGGUCUGAUAGUUGCUGCAGCACCGCGUCAAAUUGUAGUACAGCAGACCAUCCAAUCUAAUAAUCAAAUCGUUACGAUUCCGGCAAUGAAAAGCCGGCCACAACACCAGAUUCAACCUCAAGUUCUACAGGUGCAACAAGGUCCUGGCGGCCAAACACAUUACGUGAUCUCGGGUGGUGUACCGGGACAAAAUUAUGUGCUGGCGCAGCCGCAGACAGCGCUUGUCCAGGGUCAGGCGCAGACGGUGCUCGUAGCACAGCAGCAAGGCACAAAUGCCAAGACGAUAAUUAUUUUGCAACCACAAGCAGCUGCGCAACCGCAAGCUCAAAAAAUGGUUGCUGUUACACCACAAGGCCAACAAGUCGUUGUAACACAAGUACCAAGACCACUUAUGCAAAGCCCAGCAAUGGGCAACAUCCCACCACCUCUAGUACCUACGUCUGGAGCCAUCAGUCAAGCUUCCAUUGUAAUGAACAGCGCCGUUGCACAACAGAUACAGCAGCAACAAGAUCAAGUUGUAUCACAGCAGCAAACGAUAACACAACAAAGAAUCACUCAAGUUCAAGCGCAAACACAACCCGCUGCAAACACGGUAACGGUAGUGCAAACUCAGCAAGCAGCUGCAGUGGCCACAACUGCUGGAAAUUCUGUGCCCUCUCGUGUGGUUACACCUACUCCAGCAUCAACGCCACCACCUACCAGACCCACAACUCCUCGUCAAGCUGCAGCAACAAAUCUGGCGCCAAUGACUGCACCGACAAAACCUCAGCCACAGCUUAUAGCCCCUUCGCCUCGUACGUCGACUGAGACAAAGGAAGUCGUAAUGGUAACCGCUGCAACUUCAACAGAACCAGAGAACACGGAAAGUACUGAGGGUAAUAAUACAAAGAAAUCACUGACAAGUCAAGAAACAUCGACAUCUAGACCGCAGUCACCAGCAACUCCUAUGAAAACUAUUACAGUCACUUUAGAACGCAAUGCAUUUCUCUGCGAAUGGAGAGGCUGUUUCAAGCAAUUUAAAAAUCCACGAAAAGUUUAUUUGCACGUUGUUGAAGCACACUGUCCAACUGGAAAUGAAGAAACUCUUUGCCAGUGGGCUAGUUGCGACGGUUUAAAAAGACGAAGAUUUUCGUUGAUGACUCACUUAUUCGACAGACACUGUUGUGAUGAGAUAAUGUUGAUGAGAAGGAAACAGUUUGAUCAGUCGGGUAAAACGGAAUAUCUGACUAGCAAGCCAGUUGCCUCCCCAACACAUCACCCCGGCUAUGCUCCAAACGCCGCUUUACAUGCUAUUAAGAGGCACGCUUUAGAAUUUGUCAAUCCUAAAGAAUUAAUGCAAAGGCCAUCGAAGCCCGCUGCGGCCAACGCUAGCUCCUCUUCCCCCAGACCCGGGCAAAAUCCUCCGCCGGAACAGGAUGAUAAUGAAGGACCUGUAACAAAAAGUAUUCGCUUGACGGCAGCUCUUAUUCUCAGAAACCUAGUCAUAUAUUCCGCGCAUGGCAGAAGACAUCUUCGAGCGUAUGAGCCGCAUUUGGCAGGUGUAGCGUUAAGCAACGUCGAAUCAUCGCGGACGAUCGCACAAGUCCUGUACGACAUGAAUGACCAGAGUAGCAGCGGUCACAGGUGACCUAUUGAAAAUAGCCUUCAAGGGAGAUCUAACUUCAAUACUUAACUCGAGCAGCGAUCAACUCGAUGGGUUCCGUCGUGGACAUUGGCGAGCCAAAUAUUGCUCUAGAUUAUCGUGUACCGCACGGAAUCUUGGUGACACGAGGAUUUUAACUGAAAGAUAUUGAGAACAGCAAUGAAACGUUAAUACACAACAAUGUUCCACGAUUUGUUAAGAAAAUAAAGAUAUGAAAGGAAAACAAUAAAAAAAGUUUUUAAUGAAACAGAAAAAUGCGCAGUAAAAUGAGGCCUAUAAACUUACUAGGCAAGCCAAUUUGCCAAUAAUCUAGCACAUAUGGAUUGUAUAAACUAAAUAGUGGAAUGCUUGACAAGCAGAAAACGACGUUUGUGAAUGACGCCGAAAUCGUAAAACCAGAAAUUAAAGACAAAGUGAAGAACUCUAAAUGGCGAUUAAUUAUAAAUGGACACAGUGAUAAAAAAGAAAGAAACGAGAUAAUAUUUCAGAUUUAAUAUUAAUAUUUAUUUUCUCAAUGAAGGUGACAAAAAUGUUUUUAGUGUGUACAAAAAAGACAAAGACGUGAAGAAAACGAACGCAGUGGUAAAACAGAAUACUUUACGAACGUUAUAGUUUAAUUAUAAUUAAUUAAUGUUAUUGUGUAUGAACUAUGUUCUUCUCUGUAUUUUUUUGUUCUUUUCUUUUUUCACAAGCUACAGAAAAAAGAUCGGAGUGAAAAACCUUUUUAUUGAUUGUAUUUUUAGACAGUGUAUAGUUUUUCGCUUAUUGAAUUACAACAAGCAAUGACAUGGCUA
Molecule: messenger RNA, 8607 nt
Organism: Nasonia vitripennis (jewel wasp)
Lineage: Eukaryota; Metazoa; Arthropoda; Insecta; Hymenoptera; Pteromalidae
Gene: Bap170
Product: AT-rich interactive domain-containing protein 2
Exons: 18
Coding region: 1760-7798 (2012 amino acids)
Biological process (GO): regulation of DNA-templated transcription
Cellular component (GO): SWI/SNF superfamily-type complex
Molecular function (GO): DNA binding
Source: RefSeq, a predicted model, not a curated record